Molecule: messenger RNA, 1695 nt
Organism: Ruditapes philippinarum (Manila clam)
Lineage: Eukaryota; Metazoa; Mollusca; Bivalvia; Venerida; Veneridae
Exons: 1
Coding region: 1-1695 (564 amino acids)
Molecular function (GO): zinc ion binding
Source: RefSeq, a predicted model, not a curated record
AUGGAAAAUUUAGAUGGAAAUGUUGACAUUGAAACAACAUCGUCAGAGGAAUAUGUUCCUAAUAUUUGCGAACAUUGUGACAGUGAUGGAAAGCGUGCUGAAGCUGAUGGGUUUUGUGUUGAGUGCAGUGAAUAUUUGUGUAACUGCUGUAUGUCGUGCCAUGCUAAGUAUAAGCCUGAACAUUCAACUAAAAGUAGGGAUGAAAUGCCCAUAUAUGUACGUUUUGAAAAAUGUUUGAAGCAUGAUAUGAAACAAAUGAAGUAUUAUUGCAUAGAAUGUAAUAACAUCGCAUGCACAAAAUGUAUAACAAAUGAAGGUUGUUAUCACGAAGACGGAUGUCAAAGUAAAAAAUGGACAUCGCUUUACAAAGUUGCUUUGGAAUACAAGGUAUCGAAAACACAAGUUGACACAAAAAUUGCUGAAGCAACUGAUAAACUGGCAAACAUUGAAGACACAAUCGAUAAACUAACGACAAAAAGGAAAGAUAAAAUUCGAGAAUCUAUAAAACAACACAGACAAAACAUAGAAAGUAAGAUCAAAGAGGUUGAAAGUCAUUUCCUAAAGAAAUGUGAUGAGAUUGAAAACACGUUUAAACCGUCGAUAAAUUCUCUGUCGUGCAACGUUCAGUCUAUGAAAACUAUGUUACGUUCCGUGGUGUCUCAAUCGGACAACUGCUGCUCAAACUUCAUUGCCGUCCAAAACAUAGACCAAAGUAUUACUCCCGUCGAGAAGGGUCUUGAAUGCUUAAAGAAGCAAACUGAGAUUAUGACAUACGAAUUCAAAGCAAACCAAAGCCGCAUAGUUGACAAAUCCGACUUUGGAAACAUAUUGUUCUCAGAAACUUUCCUGACAAAAACAGCUUGUUAUAAGUACGAUAUUGAUCUUCAUGUGUACUAUAGCAGGAUUUACCCUACAAAUAUGGAUGAUGUAUUGAUCAAAGAUGAUUUACUUGUUGUUGUUACAUACAUGUGUAGUGCCAUUGUGUUGGUUGACCCCAUCAAGCAAAAUGUUUUAUCAAAAUUAUUUAUGUCAUCAAGUCCAAAGAGUGCAAUAUCCAUAAAUGGGACUGGAAUAGCAGUAGCUCUACCACUUGAUGGCAAAAUCAAACUGUUUGACAUUAUUAACUCAGAAUUUGUCGAUAGAAAAAAAGACAUUGAAGUUGGAAAGGAUUGCUGCAGUCUGGCAUACAGCAAAAGUCAAUGUUAUUUGUAUGUGUCAUAUAAAGAACCUACAAGCAAAAUUACAAUACUAAAUGAAACUGGUAAAGUAGUUCGCUUAUUGGAUAAAGACUGUUUGGGAAAUAAGUUGUUUAUGAGUCCACGAUAUAUAAUUCUGAGCUUAGACGAAGAAUCGCUCUAUGUUUCUGACGCACAAAGAAAUGUCGUGAUCAAAAUACAUUCUGAUGGUAGAAUUGGAGCUGUGUUUAAGGACGAGGAACUAAAUCGUCCCAGAGGAUUAGCGAUUGAUGAACAUGGAACGAUUUUUGUUGCUGGCAUGUAUUCAAACAAUAUUUUUCAAUUAACCUCGAACUUAACAAAAAUCGGAAUACUCCUUGGAUCAAAAGAUGUAUAUGGGCCUUUGAGUAUCGCAAUUGAUAAGCAUACAGAGAAAGGAUGUUUAUACGUGGGUAUGAGAAAAAAUACUAAAAUCAAAACAUUCGAAAUCAAAUGCAUACAAGAAACUAUCCUUUUAUAA